Drechmeria coniospora is the source of this 1170-nucleotide messenger RNA. Its product is annotated as phosphotransferase enzyme family protein. The transcript has 2 exons. NCBI's taxonomy places the organism in Eukaryota, Fungi, Ascomycota, Sordariomycetes, Hypocreales, Ophiocordycipitaceae. The record is from RefSeq and is a predicted model, not a curated record. Bases 1 to 1170 code for a protein of 389 amino acids.
AUGAUGUACGUAUUCGUUUCCCCCGGCACAUGCGGACAACUGACUGGCGCUAGCUUGAUUGCCGAAAAGACGUCCAUUCCAAUCCCUAGGAUCAUUGCCUACUCGCUCGAUCAAUCUGCCGAUCCGCUAUCCACCUACAUCAUUCUGGAAUACGUCGCAGGGGACAGGCUGAGUGCCGAUCGGCUCAAGAGUGCAACACAAAUGCAAAAGGGAAAUUUAUACAAGUCUCUGGCCGAAAUGUACAUACAGCUCAGGCGACUCGAGUUUCCCUCCAUCGGACGACUGGUCCGACGUGACGGUGGUUUUGAGGUCGACCGACAGGUCGUCACAAUUGACACCAAUUGCCUCCAAGUCGAGGGCCUAGAUCCAUUUGCCACGCAAUCAUCGUAUCAUGCGGACAGGAGCACUCUGAACUCGGCAAAUAAAUAUGUCGACAUGAGAUUGCAAAUCAGCAGCAACGCAUUUUUCAAAAGCCGAACCAACAUCGAGCAUGGCAUGGGUGCAAGUGUAUUGUAUCAUUUCCAUCGGUUCUGUCAACAUGCUAGAACGUGGACGGAUUCAACACUCGAUCAAGGACCCUUUGUUUUGGUUCACGGCGACUUGGGACCCCAAAACCUAAUGGUAAAUGAGACUCUGGACGUCGUCGCUGUACUUGAUUGGGAAUGGAGCCGCGUCCUUUAUUUGUUGACAGCGCUGUCGGACUUUCUUCGCGUAGUGAAGGAUCAAGAGCUGCGCACUUUUGGAAACGACACGCUCUGCAGCGAAUGGACGAUUCGGAAGGAUGAUGCCGGGCCGCUUGUUGCCAAUGCUUUGGAGAACUGGACCGAUAUUGACUGGUUCGCAUACAGGUACCUAAGCCAGGGGAGGGAUGAUGAACUGGUGGAACGUAUCGAGGCCUUCAUGGAGGCCGAUCCGAUCCGAGGCUUCAUUGUUCAAAUGAAGGAGGAUGACGCCAACGCCUAUGAGCAGGAACUUCGACAGCUUGAACUUGAGACUUGGCAGGCCUCAGCCGGCUUUGGCAACGACACCAAAGACUCGGAUAUAUUUCUAUCAUGGAAGACUAUGGCGUUGCGGGCUGUGCACAGCACGUCGAUGGCUGCUUUGGCGAGUCUUGUAGUUUUAGGCGCAUUCUUGGUGGGUAGAGGAUGGAGGUUAUCCCCAACCCUCUAG